AAUUAAUAUAGUAUAUAUAUAUUGGUCACCUAAUUUUUCCAUUUUAAAAGAAAUCCAUUUUCUAAAUAAUAAUAGUUAAUUUGACCCGUCACCAACUAAGUAAUUUAAGGUUUGAGCCCAGAAACUGGAAUCGAAUAUUAUUGCAAUAGAAAUAGAACAAAGUUAUGGAGCUGGAAUUGUGCAGCUAGCCUCGUGCACUGCUGAUACAAAUUGCUGACUCCAGGGCUAGCUAGCCUCUCACACAGGCCUAGUCCUUUUUGAUUGGCCACGGCCGCUGAGGCGAUGACCGCGGCUUGACCUGCUGAGCCGGUGAUCGUCAGUCGCGUUCAAAAUUAUAUGUAGUUAACAUCUCGGUCCGCGUCCUCUCUAUCUAUGUAAUUAAUGUAACAUUGGUUAAAAUCAUCUUCUAAAUUUAAUUUGUUUAUAAAGUAUUACUUGUAUUAUUUUGUAGCAUGAAUUUAAUGACCAAUUGUAUUAGUGAAUAAAAAUUCGAAAUUAAACUUAUUUAAUCAAAUCCAAUCGCCACGUGAGUAGUUCUUUUACCUGAGUCAAAGCAUCGGAAGUUCUGAUUAAUUCUUUAAGCGGGUUCAGUGGAGUUACAUUGGUGUCAGGUGUGGGGUUCCUGUGCAAGAAUCGGGACAAAUCGUCAGAAGUCGUGAAAUCUGCGCUGAACGUGAGAUGUCUUUGGAUAAAGGAAUCAUUUUGUUUGUAUUGGGGGCAGUGUGCCGUUUGGUGAGCUGCUUCCACCAAGGUAUAAUCUUCGAAGGAGGGCAGGAGGUCCUCUUGACGGAUAGCCACUGGAAGAUAUCAUUGAGGUACAACCUAACAGAACUUCAAGUACAAGGCCAAAAUCUGAGUGGUCUGGUGGUAGAGGUAAAAGAGUAUCUGGACCAAUUCUACGACCAACUUUUGAGGGAUAACGUAAGUAUGCAUUCCCCACUACCUCAACUCGAGGCAGGUUUCAGAUACGAAUUCACCGGUAUCCAACAGAAUAUAAAAGAGUAUUUACGGGAAGUGAGUGAGUUAGUAAAUUUACUUCCUAGACGACGUGCCAAACGUGGUCUAGUGGACGCGGGCGGUCACGUUUUAAGAUAUCUUUUUGGUACCUUAGAUAAUAGCGAUUUGGAAGAAAUUAACAGCGAUGUAAAACAUCUGUAUGCCGCUUCUGACAGUAUAAUCCAUAAUAGUCAGGAACAAAUAACUAUUCUGGCCAACGUUCAGUCAGAAUUAGUGAGUCAUUCUAAAACAAUAAAUUCCAUAUUAUCAACAGUAAAAGCUUACCACGCGGUAAUGCAUCAAACAGUUAGUAGGCUUUUCAAAAAUGACCAAAUAAUGCAACAACAGUUAAAAAAUUUGUUCAGUUAUUUGAAAUUAAAUUCGGCAGUUACAGAAACCAAGAAUACAGUCCUAGAGGCAAUUCGUCAAAUAAAUCAGUUUCAUAAUGGAAUCGAAAAAUUGGAAGGGAGAAAGUUAAGCAGUGACUUACUUUCGCCGCUGGAGUUUCUAAAGAUUCUGCAGGAAGUAGAAAAGGUUGUACCCACCCCGGCCAAAUUGCAUUUGCCAGUAAAGCUGGAAAAUAUGCAUGAGUAUUAUUCGGUUGUCAUUGCCCGUAGCUAUGUAAUGGAGCAAACCCUCAGGGUUGUGCUGCAGUUGCCGCUAAAAAGCGACGAUAAAUUGUUUCAGGUAUACAAUGUUUACACUUAUCCGAUAUACGACCACACACUCAAAAAAUGGUCCCAGUGGGAUAUGACAAGACAAAAUUUUCUGGUUAGUAAAGAUAGAUUGCAAUAUACUUUGUAUGAUGAGACAAAAUUCAGUAAAGAAUGCCUAAACGGGCGACUCAUUGUUUGUCCGUUGGAGCAUGUUCUGAUGAGUGUGGCCAAACGACCGAGCUGUGUGUCCGAGCUGUUUAUCGGAAAAAUGUCCUCUUGCUGUGCACGAAAGUUAAUAACUGGAUUAAGAUCCCCUGUACUAUUGAAGACACCCAACCACUGGGUGUACAGCACCUCUGAACCACACCGAGUAACCCUAAAUUGUUAUGAGAGCAACGGUAGAAUAAACGUGACUUCCCUGCUGAUGAGUGGCGUUGGAAUAAUUACGGAAUCGUACAAAUGUGAUGUUAUCACGGAUGAGUUCAAAGUGCCUGCCCGUAUAUACGGCAGCAGUAAUCAUGUGGGACAGUUAGGGAAAAUGGUGAUCCCAGAACUGAAAUCGAUGUUCUCUGACGAUGAGACGAAUCUUAUCACUGUUGAUGUGAACGCCACUCUAGAGGUCCUGAAGGGCCUGGACGAUGAGCUGGGUUCCGUGGGUGUUAGGGAAUAUCCCCUAGAAUGGGCUCUUUUUCAUUUGCGGUCCCACCAUGACUAUAGGCGUAGGGUACAGAAAAUGUCAGUUGUAGCAGUGAUAGGAACCUGUAUUGUUUUGAGCCUGAUCCUGCUGUGUGUGUUUUAUAGACACUGGACGAGACUUGCCACCUGGUGCCAGAGCUCCAGACUCCGUAUACGAGAGAGGAAAGCAGCGACUCUGACCAGUGUGCUGGCGAUGAGCGAGGCGGCGAUGCCUGAUGUUGAGAUGGGUGGUGGAGCCCAGACAACUGACGAAAUGGGGACUGCAGCCCCAGAAGUAACUACCGCUGGUGAACCAUAGACUUGGAUACCAGGAGUGUCGUGAGUAAGCUAACCUAACGAGAGACAGAGUGGACAAAACGAAUUUUUAAUUAACAUAUACGGGUUAAACUAAAUAGAAGCAAAGGACAUUGUGCCAAGACCGAACCGCGCACCAGGAGAAGAGUGGCGGGGGACGCCCUGCAUAUGUCAUUGAGAUGACAAUAUU
This is a messenger RNA of Homalodisca vitripennis (glassy-winged sharpshooter), 2832 nucleotides long. RefSeq lists its product as uncharacterized. The record is from RefSeq and is a predicted model, not a curated record. The transcript is spliced from 2 exons. The coding region runs from base 679 to 2646 and encodes 655 amino acids. Lineage: Eukaryota; Metazoa; Arthropoda; Insecta; Hemiptera; Cicadellidae.